AUGAGACGAACGGGCCGCCGUACGCAAUACCAUCUCGCGUAUGUUGAUACAACUCGAAAUAUUAACAAUCCCAAUCUCGUUAGGCCAGGUGGUUGGCCAGUAUCUGGACCAAAGAUAAAUGGAACUUCCACGUACUAUGAAAUUAGUAUAUGUAAUCCUUUCAAUUAUACUUCAGCUUCUCUUAGCGAAGGUUGUCCACAGAGUUCUAUUUGUGAAAUUUCAGGGGGAAAAGCACUUAGUUUUGCAAACCCCAUUGACCCACGCUAUCAUUAUGUCAUUUUGGACAAUGAUGACAGUGAUUUUACUCUAUAUGUUACCACAGAUGAUUUGUGUGAUUCAAAGUGGGGUCGAAUUCGAGAAGCUGAAAUAGAGUUUGAAUGUGGUCCAAAUCUUGGAACACCUCAUUUUGUACUACGGAGUCAUUGUAAGGUGAAAUUUUACUGGAAAACUUCAGUUGCUUGCAUCAACAAGCCCAAAUCCCAUCAAGUUCCUUGCUAUGUCAUUGAUCAUGAAGGUAAUGUGCGAGAUUUGUCUCAUCUCAUUUUGAAGAAAGGAGGCUAUUCUGUUGUAGUAGGAUAUCUGGAAAAUUUUGAUUUUACAGUCAAUGUUUGUUCUGAGAUAUCUGGUGAUGAAGGCUGUGGCUCAAACUCGUCAGCAUGCAGAGUUGAUUGGAAUAAUUCUUUAUCAUUUGGAAAACCUCACGGGCGCCUUCAAUACACCCAAGAAGGAUUAAUUUUGUCUUAUUUAACAGAUGAAAUAUAUUCACAGCUACCUAAGGGAUGUAGUCUCAGACCUAAGACAACUAUUGUAUUUAAAUGUCCUCCAAGACAUCAUAGCAGUCGGCCAGCAUUGAUAUCUAACUAUAACUGUCAGUAUAAAGUAGAGUGGUAUACUGAAUAUGCCUGUCCUCAAAACUUAAAAGGAAGUUUGGAAACUUGUCAGUUUACAACAGAAUCUCAUGGAGUUGAAAUAGAUUUAAGGCCUUUGAAAAGGAAACCUUUUUUUAAUAUUUCCAGUAUAUUCUCUGGGUAUUCCACAUUUGCUAUAAGUGUUUGUGGUGGACUUAAAAAUUUUAUUUGCAGCGGUAAAAAUAGGAAAUCAACUUCUUAUCCUGGCCAAGAAUCAUGCGAUAAUGUUAGAAAUCAGUCAACUGUAAUAAAGUUUCUUUGUGAUUCUAAAGCUAGUAAUAAUGGGGAUGGGCAGCCUAUUUUUAUAUCUUCAGAGUCUUGCAUUUAUACAUUUGAAUGGAGAACAAAACAUGCAUGUGCGAAGCCUUCGUUUGAAUCUACGGUUUUGAAAUGGAGGGACUACUGCUCUAUUUAUUUUAAAAACAAAGAAAUUAAUCUAAAAGGAUUAUUUUUAAGGAAAGGAGAAGCUUGGGAAGCCACCGAUCAAAGAAAUUUAGUCCGUGAACAUAAUGCUAAGUAUUAUGUGAAUGUAUGUGGCCAGGUGUCAUAUUUAGGUAAUUUAAGUAGUUGUGGUCCAGGUUCUUCUGCGUGUGUUUUGGGCAGUAAUGGUAAAUAUCUGAAUAUAGGAAACUUUACUAUGCCACCCAUUUAUGAUAUAAAUUCAGAUUCCACUAGGUUGACUUAUAUUGGUGGAAGCCUUUGUAAGGGCGGAAAGCGAUGGAAAUCAACUAUUGACUUUUUCUGCCGCCCCGGACACAUUAAUUCUAAGCCAAUAUUGGUUUAUAUAGAUGAGUCAGAAUGCCAGUACAAAUUUAAAUGGUACACUUCUGAAGCAUGCCCAAAAGGCACUUUAGAAGUUGAGGGUGCUAACUGUAAAGUAGAGGCUGAUAAUUUAGGCAUUAAUUAUGAUUUGACACCUCUUAAACAUAAAGUAUAUGAAGUGGAUUUUGAAUCCUACAGAUUCUACAUUAGUAUUUGUGAAACCUAUAAACCAACAUGCGUAAUAACUCCAAUGUCAGCUGAAAGUAUAGGUAAUUUCCAGGAAAAGAAAAUUAAUUUUUCGUCAUGGAAGAUUGAAAUUUCUGAUUUAGAGUACCGCAAUGGGAUUAUUUCCUCCAGUUUUUAUUUAUGUCAUCCGUUUAACAAGCAUGCUAAAAUAGUAUUCAUUUGUGAUUUCAGUGCUGGAAAUGGAGGUCCUCAAUUUGUAAAACAUGAUGGAUCUUACAUUUUUCACUGGCAUACUAAUGUAGUUUGCUCCAACUCUCCGAUUGAGUGCAUGGUACAAGAUUCAUUUUCUCAUUUAAUUUACGACCUGUCAUUAUUAUCUGCAUAUGAGAACAGUCGGGUACCAGUUGCAAAUAAAGAUAAUAAAGAAAUGGGGAUCUAUUUGAGUGUUUGCCGACCUCUGGCUGAGCCGUUACUUUGUGACUCAAAAGCUGCUGCAUGUAUGGUUGAAAACGUUGGUGAGAAUGAGAAGGCUGUUAUAUCUAAUUUAGGACAGUCAAGUACUCUUCUAGUUUUAGAGGGUCCUGGUCAUCUUAUUCUUAAGUAUACUAAUGGAAAUAUUUGCACUGCAUAUGGUAAAAACGUCACUUAUUCGACAACAAUACAUUUUGUCUGUGCAGAAGAUGAAAUUGGGAACAAUUAUCUACAGUAUUUAAAUAAAGUUGAUGCAUGUGAAUAUGUUUUUUUUUUUUUGUGGUCAACUAAAGCUGCUUGCCCGACUGGCAUUGUGCAAUCUUUUGAAAGUUGCCAGCUUACUGAUCCUGAUUCUGGUUUUACUUUUGAUUUGACUCCUCUUUGGAAAGCCAAUGAACCGUACACAGUAAAGGUAGACUUUAACACUACUUACCAGCUUAAUAUAUGUGGUAGAGUGGUAUCUGGGUGUUUAUCCUCUGGUGGGAAACAACAAUCUAAACGUGUCAGUGUGUGUCGAACUGAUUCAAAAGGUAAAUUAAUACAUAACAUAGCUGUGUCAAAUUCAUAUUUCCUUAGCUAUUCGACUGGAAGUGAUUUGUCAAUCUCUUACCAACCUGAUGGAGUUUACGACAGGGAAGUAAUAAUAAAAUUUCCAUGUAAUAAAACAACAGCAGAUCUAAAUCCGAAAUUAAUAAGCAACGAUUACAGGAAUGACCAAUUAAUUUUCGAGAUGAAGACAUCUCUUACUUGUAUCCCUUCACAUUUUGACUGCAAUGUGAUUGAUGAAUAUGGUAAUGAAUAUGAUUUAAAUCCUCUUGCAAAAUUCAGGAAGAUAAAUUGGGAGGCUACCGACAAUAGACCAAGCUAUUCACAUUUAAGGUACCAUAUAAAUUUCUGUCGACCAUUGAACAAGGUAUCUGCUUAUACGUAUAUGUCCUGCUGGCUCUUCAGGAGCUUGUGUAACUAAUGCUUUGCAAAACGAAAGUAUAGGCC
Stegodyphus dumicola is the source of this 3320-nucleotide messenger RNA. Its product is annotated as cation-independent mannose-6-phosphate receptor-like. Lineage: Eukaryota; Metazoa; Arthropoda; Arachnida; Araneae; Eresidae. Gene Ontology annotation, biological process: lysosomal transport. Gene Ontology annotation, cellular component: plasma membrane; trans-Golgi network; late endosome. Gene Ontology annotation, molecular function: D-mannose binding; insulin-like growth factor binding; signaling receptor activity. The record is from RefSeq and is a predicted model, not a curated record.